AUGACGCUUAAGGAAAUGCUCGCCGAGGAACAAUGGCGCAGUGUGAUCCACACGACUGCGGGGCUGGGUGCCGGCGCUGUGUCCACCGUGCUGCUGUACCCACUCGACCUGGUGAAGGUGCGCUACCAAGUGCACGAGAAGUCCGCACAUGCCUACCGCUCGUUAGGACACGCGUUCCGCUCCAUUGUGGCGGAAGAAGGUGUGCGCGCGCUGUUUCGCGGUAUGAGCCCGGCACUUUACGGCGCAACGCUAUCGUGGGGUAUCUACAUGCUCGUGUACCAGAACGCGAAAGAACGCUACGCUCGUAUGGCGGACGAAGGUUGGAUCCAGGGCUCGUGGCAGCACUUCUUCUCGGGCAUUGAGGCCGGAAUGAUCUGUGUGCCGCUGACGAAUCCCAUUUGGCUCAUCAAGAUCCGCAUGCAAGUACAAAGUAACAAACGACUACAAGCAAGUGUCACUGGCAAAGAUGCAACAAAGAAAUUGGUCGAGAAUAUACCAUAUCGAAGCGUAUCAGAUGCUUUUCGGCGGAUUGUAGCACAAGAAGGUGUUUUAGCACUGUAUAAAGGUAUGAUCCCAGCGCUAUUCCUCACGACCAACGGAGCGCUCAAAUUUGUAGCAUACGAGCGUCUUAGGGGUCUGUAUCUGACACACUGGAGCCCCGAGAUGGACGUGAUUCCGACGCUGGUGAUGGGUGCUCUGGCACAGUCCAUUGCAUCCACAGCUACGUAUCCUUACCAGGUGAUUAAAGCUCGUCUGCAGCAAGGAGGACCUUCAGCGAACAAGUACACAGGCACUUGGGACUGUACGGUGAAGAUCAUCCGACACGAAGGCUACGUCGGUUUGGUCAAGGGCUUGUCAGCGAAUAUCCUCAAGGUGAUGCCCACUGGCGCCAUCAUUUUUGCUGCUUACGAGCAGAUCCAGAGCACUAUGAAAGCCAUGCUGCUGGACGAUCUAUUAUAUAUGUAG
Messenger RNA from Phytophthora infestans T30-4, 966 nucleotides. Its product is annotated as mitochondrial folate transporter/carrier, putative. NCBI's taxonomy places the organism in Eukaryota, Oomycota, Peronosporomycetes, Peronosporales, Peronosporaceae. Gene Ontology annotation, biological process: folate import into mitochondrion; nucleotide transport. The record is from RefSeq and is a predicted model, not a curated record. The coding region runs from base 1 to 966 and encodes 321 amino acids. The transcript is spliced from 3 exons. Gene Ontology annotation, molecular function: FAD transmembrane transporter activity; folic acid transmembrane transporter activity.